UGUAAAAGCGGCCCCUUAGCGGUCUAACAGCACUUGCCAAAACUUUUGAAAUGGUCAGACAGGCUUUACAUUUCACAGAAGAAUUGUAGCGCAAGGCUUCAGUUUGACUUAACAACCGUCACAAUUAUCUUAGUUUUUGUUUUUUGUUUUUUACUCUGAGGUCAAAACGGGCUUCCACAUCAAGUUGAGAAAUUAAAUUUAAAACGUUCUUGGAAUAUCAUCUAGGCCUAACCGUUAAAUAACACUGUACUCCCAUUCAGAAAUCCGGACAUUUUCUACAACUAAAGUGCUGCUCCUGCAGUGAACACUAGAGGGAAACAUUUCGCACAAAACACGUACCAAGAAUUGGAUGUGCAUUCAAUGCAAUGACAAUAUUAGUCAAAGGAGCUGUCAGAACAGUGUGUGUUUGUGUAAAAGUGUGUGUCUGUGUAAAUAGGGCAAAGUUACCUGUUUGCUCAGAACACACAUGUUGAUCACCCUACAUUAACAGAGACACAGCAGACACAUGAGCGAUGAUGAUGAGAGCAUAAAAACAGAGUGGGAAAACAGUCAAUCAAUAGAGGAAGUCCAUUCUACUGCUUCCUCUAACAUAUGUUUGUAACCAUCGCUAGGUGGAAGUGUGAAUUACAAAUGAACACACCUUCACAUUAGUGACAGGCCAGUUAAAAAUAACAUAAAUGUAUAAGAACAAAAUAGAAUAGAACUAUAUAUACAUGAAAUAAUGAGAGUUCAUAAAAUGUCACAUAUAAAAAUAAGUGAGCAUUUUGAAAUUCUACCUUUGAGUCUAAUUAAAAUGAAUGAGUUUCUGAAACAAUUCAACCUAAAGAUUAGACUUGAUCUUCCAAAAGGCAAAAUAUUCUAGUUUUUAGAAUAUGGGAUUAUAAAGUGGAUGUUAUAGUGUCACUAGACUGGCAAACGUCAUGCAGGCCACACACACACUCUCUCUCACACACACACACACACACACACACACACACACACACACACACACACACACACAGAGAGAGAGAUCAGGAAGUGCUGUCUUAAGUUUUGUGCUAGUUGGCGGAAUUGGCUGUUUGAUGUGAGGAUGUGUGUGUGCAGGAGUAUGUAUGUCGAAGCAUGUUAAUAAAGGAUCUAAUGACUUUGGUCUGCUGAUGCCCUGAACACCCCUGAAUGGGCCCCAACAUACAAGUGCAUCAUGGGCUCCAGGAUAAAAGAAAACCCUGAAAAAACGUUCUACUGGUUCUUUCAAGCCUCAUGUCCAAUCGCCAGAGAUAAAGAUCCUGAUGUGCUGUUUCAGUUCCCUGAGGACUUUAAUGAUGAGGAGGCUCUGCAGUCCUUGCCUCGCUUCUGCUUCCCUUACGACAUAGAGAGGGUGAAGGACACUGUUGCCGUGCAGCACUUCACAUUCGUCUUGACCGAUCUGGAAGGAUGCCAGCGCUUCGGUUUCUGCAGACUCACGUCCAGCUCUCAGACCUGCUUGUGCAUCCUCAGUUAUUUGCCCUGGUUUGAGGUCUUCUACAAACUUCUGAACAAUCUGGCUGACUACUCAACGAAAGGACAGGUAUGAUUUUAACAACCAAACGAGAUGAAAGAGCUGCUGUCGGUUCUCUACAAGCACCCCUUGCCUCCGGCCAAUGGCUCCAUCACGCUGCAGAUGGGAGGGAAGCUAAUGAUUGGAAGUGAGAUGCCUGGCAUCUGUGGACACGCCCCAAAAGGGGAGGAGUCAGAGGGGAUCCCGUAUUUUAUCGCACCAGAUCCAAAAGCCCUGCCCUCUAUUCCAGAAAGUAGGAACCUGACGGAGCUGGUGGUGGCGGUGGACGUGGGGAACCUGUUGCAGCUCUUCGCCAGCAUGUUGUUCGAGAGACGAAUUCUCAUUUACUGCAGCAAACUCAGCACCCUGACGGCCUGCAUACACGCAUGUAACGGGAUGCUGUACCCCAUGUACUGGCAGCACAUCUUCAUUCCAGUGCUGCCGCCUCAUCUGCUGGACUACUGCUGCGCACCGAUGCCGUACCUCAUUGGAAUUCACUCCAGCCUGGCAGAGAGAGUGAGGAGUCGCGCACUUGAGGACGUGGUCAUACUGAACGUGGACACCAACACCCUGGAGUCGCCCCAUGAGGACCUGAAAAAGAUCCCGGCCGACGUGGUGGCGGGACUGAAGGUCAGGCUGAAGAGACAGGCGGCGUCGUCGGCCGGGUCAGGGGUCGCGCACAGCUUCCUCCGAGCGCAGGCUCUGCUGUUCGGAGGAUACAGAGAUGCCUUACAGUCGCCUGACGAAGGGCCGGUCGUGUUCUCCACUGAGUUGUUUCUGAGUCAUAAGUCUCAAAGCAUGCAGGAGUUUCUGGAGAGCGCGGUUCACCUGCAGUGUUUCAAAGAGUUUAUUGACGGCCGGCUGAAAAUGCUGAACCAGGGCAAAGAGCCGGAUGAUGUGUUUGAGGAGGAGGUGCUUCAGUGUGGAGCUUCAUCCGGUAGCUCUAAAUUGCGUCGGCAAUUGGUGGGAAACUUAAAGAAAGGGGGUGGAGCCCUGAUCGUGACAUGGAAGUCUACAGCUAACAAAGCAACCAAAUAUCAUAGCAAAUUUGGGCUGAAAAACCUCCUGUCAUCAAAGGACCAAACUGCACCUCAUAUGCUACAGAGGGGCGGGUCUGUGUGUGGAACGCACACGUAUCGCCUCAUCCAAUCGGAUUGUCUUCAGAACCGUCUACCAAUCACACAGCACUUUGGCAGGUCUCGACCACGGCGGCCGACACAGAAGAAUCCCAGCCUCCAGGGAAAUGAGCAACAGACAGAGGACGACAACACCAGCUAUGAGGACAGUGUAACAGAAGAUCUUCAGCAGUGCUCUGCCAGCAACGACUUACAGGAAGAUGAUGAUCUUUCUCUGUUGGCCGACCCGGAGGAGAUGGACCUGCUCGGAGAGAUCUUCGACACGCUGAGUGCCCAGAGCUCCAGAGAGCCGGGUUUACUGUACAGCACACGCAGCCUUGACCUCUUCAGCUCCGACAGCAGUGAAUUCAUCUCACAUAGGAGUCUGACCAACCCAAGUCAGGAGAGUCUAAGUGCCUCGUUUGGAAACAGUGGCAGUCUUGUGAGCUGGGAGGAGGAGCUAGAGGAGGGGCCUGGUGGUGAGGGGGAGGAGCCUGCCGUCCUGACUGACAGGCCAGAAAAUGAGCUUAACGAACUAGAGAAGGACUUGACCGAGCUAGGGGUAAAUCUGUGUUCAGAUCUACAAGUUCUAGAAGAGGCUUUACUGGAUCCCCAAGAGGGUUCUCAAGAGGUGCAAGAGGACAGCCGGUCGAAAAAUGAUGGACAAAUGAACGGAACAAUGGAGGAAAGCUUGGAAACCGAGACAGUAAUUGAAGAGAGUACAGAGACGCAACCUGACAAAGAAGAAGAACGUCAGAAAGAGCAUAACACGACAAAUGUCUUGGGCUCAAACGGACCUACAAAUGAAGGAAUCACCUCUGCUGUUUCUCUCAAUGUAAAGAUAGACACAAGAGAAGAGCCAGAUAAGAAGAGCGUUGAACCUCCAUCACCGAAUGUUUUGUCUACCGUAGCUCUGUUCCAGUCCAAGUCCUUGACUGACACUUCUGGUUCCCGAGGGUUGGAUAAAUCUGUAAAAUCUCCCAUAAGCACCCACAAAAUCAAUGUGGGACCAAUGACAGGCCUGCAGACUGAAGAACAAAGUACAAAAUCGCCCAUUUCGUCAACUCCAGAAGAGCAAACCCAGGCUCCCAUUAAGGUCUCAGAGCUGAAGAAGAGAUUUGAACAUUAGACCAUCAUAAAUCAAGCAUAUUGAAGCAAAACAAUGUUCAAGAACUAAAAAUGACUUUUUUUUUAGAUUGUCAAUUACAAGUCUACAUGAAACAACAUUUGCACCCUAUUUUGAUUCUUGUGAAGCAACACUGCAGAGUCAAACGAGAUAAAAUUAUCCAUUGGGUUUUUAGUGGAUUGUGGAAGGUUGGCGUUCCAUACUGAACUUUGUGUUUGUGGAAGGAUAUUUGUCUCAUGUAUCUGUUGGUUAAAACUCAAUACCGACAUCAGUCAGUAAAGUCGAUUCAAAGGCAGUGCAAGUUAUUACAAAUUGGAUUUUUAUUUUUUCCUUUGGAAUAAUGUACCCUGAAUGUGCAUUAAAGUAAAUCAGGUCAAUUUUAACUUUCACUGAACUGAUAAAAGCACCAAUUCUGCCCAAUAAAGAAAGUUCAGCCUUUUUA
Molecule: messenger RNA, 4199 nt
Organism: Cyprinus carpio (common carp)
Lineage: Eukaryota; Metazoa; Chordata; Actinopteri; Cypriniformes; Cyprinidae
Product: DENN domain-containing protein 1B-like
Exons: 23
Biological process (GO): endocytosis; endocytic recycling
Cellular component (GO): intracellular membrane-bounded organelle; cytosol
Molecular function (GO): guanyl-nucleotide exchange factor activity; phosphatidylinositol phosphate binding
Source: RefSeq, a predicted model, not a curated record